Mucor mucedo is the source of this 1492-nucleotide messenger RNA. RefSeq lists its product as uncharacterized. The coding region runs from base 101 to 1423 and encodes 440 amino acids. NCBI's taxonomy places the organism in Eukaryota, Fungi, Mucoromycota, Mucoromycetes, Mucorales, Mucoraceae. The record is from RefSeq and is a predicted model, not a curated record. The transcript has 2 exons.
UAGCCUUAUAAAAUACAUAUCAGAAUACAUCAAAACAAAAUCUUGUAAAGAGAAAACUGGUAAACCAAGGGAUUUCUUUUCAGUGAGAAAAAAAAAACUCAUGGCUGAAAUACAAUUGCACCUUAACCAAAAUCCAACUCAAUAUGAAAAUGUAAUUCGGACACAGCAAAAAAAGUAUAUAAAAGUGUUCCUGUUCAUGUACUUAGGCUACCUGAAUGAACUUGUGUCAAAGAAGUUAUUGGAAUGUUCUGGAUAUAUUGGAUCGCAGAAAAUAGGUUAUUUAUUGUCAAUGGAGAAAAGGCUAAUGAACGAUAUUGUUGGAACCAAAAAAAAUCUGAGGGAACUUUUACUUGCGAGCAGCUUUAUUCAGAAAAAUAAUGAUUCGAAAAAAGUGCAAAUAAUUACCCAAGGAGAAGAGGUGCUACCAUUACUUUUGCAUCGUCUAAGUUUGGAUCUUCCACUGAAAUCCUAUUUUGUAUUGUCACAGCUACAUGCAACUUAUUUACAACUUACUUUAAAGCAGGUCGUAAAAAUUGCGUCAGAUGAAGAGGAUGUUGCCGCCAUUACUAUACAAGACAAGAUUAUUCGAAUCGAAAACAUUUACGAUAUUUUACCAAAAAAUGUCUGGAAAUAUAUGAUAGCAAACAAGGAAAUAAUGAAUAACUGUCCUUCACAUAACAAAAGAUUUCUGUCUUUGGAAAACUACAGGGAGUUCAAAAUAAGAAUUAAUUCAUUUGUGUUUAAAAGGUUUUCUUCCUUCAGUUCAAUCGGUUCGAAUUUAGAUGAAGCGGAAAUAAUACCAGUGAAUAGCUGUUGCAGUUGCACAAUCAUUUUGUCGAUCAAUGCUAUAUUCGAAGUGGCCUUUAAACCAAUAAUAGAAGAUGUCGCAUCAGUCAUAUCAUCUGCACUUGCGGACGAGUUAAUAUUUGGUAAGUACAUUGUCAAAACCCAAUUUAUUUUGGGAGAUUUUUUCAGUAUAUAUGGAAACCCAUCUCUUCGUCAAAAAAUUGAGUCAGCACUUCAAACGGCUUCUGAUACUGGGACUGAAAAAAAGGAAUUGGGGACAAUCAAUUUCGUGCUGUUACAACCUACAAAUUAUCAUCUGAAACCAGAACUAGGCUAUCCACAUUUUUUACAUGAUAUUUUUCAUAAAGGUUGCUUACAUCAAGUGUCACAUGAAAACUACGGUCUAGACUUCUAUUUUACAAGAAAAGAAAAAGAAUGUCAAGUUGCUUAUAAAGAUGGACCUAUGGAAAAUAUGAUUGAAUGUGACCAAAUAGCUGUCAUUUUACAAAGAGGUCAACAUAUUACAAAUGAAGGCAUAACAGCGACAUAUGUUGUACAUUUCAAAAGCCCAAACUUUGGUAGAAGAAUUGACUUCCGUAAAUCUACAUAUCCACUCGUUAUACUUGAUUAUUUCUAACUUGUUUAUAGGCUUAUUGAGUUUCAGGCAUUUAAAGGAAGCCAACUAUGACGACAUUAUUCCCUUUGC